Messenger RNA from Alexandromys fortis (reed vole), 1834 nucleotides. It is a transcript of the gene Cdpf1, whose product is annotated as cysteine rich DPF motif domain containing 1. The record is from RefSeq and is a predicted model, not a curated record. The coding region runs from base 56 to 415 and encodes 119 amino acids. NCBI's taxonomy places the organism in Eukaryota, Metazoa, Chordata, Mammalia, Rodentia, Cricetidae. The transcript has 4 exons.
UUGGCGGGGAGGUGGUGAGUGCGCGCGGUCGUGUGCCGCGGGGACGCGCGUGAAGAUGGCAUCCGAGGCAGAGCCCCGCCCCCUGGGCAUGUUUGAGUGCCAGCUCUGUGCCUUGACAGCUCCUUACAGCUACGUGGGGCAGAAGCCUCCAGACACCCAGGCUGUUGUCCUCCUGGAGGAGAGCUACAUCAUGAAGGAUCCCUUCUCCUCAGACAAGGCAAGGUUUCUGGUCCUCGGCUCGCGGUGCAGUGUGUGCGGCAGGCUGGUGUGUGUGGGCCCGGAUUGCAGCCUGUUCUACUCCAAGAGGGUCUGCCUCCCCUGCGUUCAGGAGAAUAUCAGUGCCUUCCCUCAGGAAAUCCGGCAGGAUGUGGAGAAGAGAAAAGGUGCCUCCAAGAGGCCUUCCAGCCAUCCCUGACUGCCAUGUGCAUGGCCUCCUCCAGUGCAGUGCUGGGCUGGUUUGGCCAGGGUUCCGACUGGGAGCUGUGUAUCUGGCCUUCUCUGAACUGUGGAGUACCUGGAGCCCUGGGAACCCAGGAGGUGGCCAAGACUGAGGCCAGACAGCGGGAGUGGAUCCAGCUGCAGCUCCAGAACUGGCCUCUAGUGGAGUAAGGGAAAGGGAGCCUCCUUCGGUGGACAGUUGGUAGACACUCCUGGUAGAUGUACCUGUGGGAGACACCCAGCUUCUCUCAGGACUUCCAAGUAGCAUGAUGUCACGUCUGUAGGGAAAUCAGCCUCCAAGGGUUACGUCACAUUCUGUGUCACAUGUCUGGGAAACGAUUUAAACCUUGACCCUGUAUCAUGUUUAUAAUUAAAGACCUGAAGCCUAAGCUAAUGGUUUAAGUAACCUUUUCCCUGACCUACUUGGACAUUCAGUGCAUCCCAUCGGGGUCACUCUGUGGACUCGGUCUGUGCAAACCAGACAUGUCCCAGCAGCAUUCAAAACGAACCAACUAAGUUUUAAAAAUAGUUUAUUUUUUUUAAACCAUUAAGGCAAAACUGUACCCUGAAAUUAACUCUUUACAUUCAUCAGUCUUACAGUAGGACAUUCCAUACAGGUUCCCAUAAAUUCAGGAUAUAAAUCAAUGCAUACAGUCAGUUCAAUCUCCUAUGGAGAAAACGAAGAAGACUCAAUUUUUUUUUUAAUUAAGGUUAAGUUACAGCCAUUUUCUAAUUGCCUGGAACCAGUCAGUUCAUAUGACUAGUAAAUUCUAUUUGUGCUUCUGUGUUCACCCUGGAUUCCUGAUGUCCUGGGUAGCCCUGUAUCCACGAAGAGCUGGGAGGUGGGAGAGGAUGCCGGCACUGGCUCAACAAUCCCUGUUCAGGACCGUUUUUUUACCACAGAAGUGAAGAAGGGCUGCAGGCCCCCAGCUCUGAGAGAAUGGCACAUGGACAGUAGUGAGCAGGUGGCAGAAAGCUGGCUCAGACCUUGCUUUGGAAAUGAGCAUGUCCGUGUGUGUGUGUGUGUGUGUGUGUGUGUGUGUGUGUGUGUGUGUGUGACCCCCCCUCCCCUUGGGCUCUAGUGGGAUGGCACUGUGGGUCUUGGAGCGUGUUACGAAGACACACCAAGGAGCAAUGUGGCCAGGAGACUGGAAAUGACAUGGAGACACAGUGGAACAACUCAGAUCACCACAGUUCUUUGGUAAUUUACAGGUAACAAUUCCCUGAAUAACAGGCAGCUGUUAACCCUACAAGCCUACUCAGUAGUAGCCUUGAUAGCAACACCGGUGUAAGGUUAGUGACUUCCAGUCAGGGUUCAGGAAGGCCUGGCUGGCAGAGAUGGAUACAAACAGAUUGGCUUGCACUUGUUGCGAGGGGGAAGAAAAAAAAAAAACAA